This is a messenger RNA of Myxocyprinus asiaticus (Chinese sucker), 9315 nucleotides long. RefSeq names its product monocarboxylate transporter 5-like. Gene Ontology annotation, molecular function: monocarboxylic acid transmembrane transporter activity. The record is from RefSeq and is a predicted model, not a curated record. Gene Ontology annotation, biological process: transmembrane transport; monocarboxylic acid transport. The coding region runs from base 4631 to 6319 and encodes 562 amino acids. Lineage: Eukaryota; Metazoa; Chordata; Actinopteri; Cypriniformes; Catostomidae. The transcript is spliced from 12 exons.
CAUACGACACCAGUGGUUAAAUCUAUAUCUUCUGAAGUGAUGCAAUCACUUUGGGUGAUAAACAGAUCAAUAUUUCAAUCUCUACUUUCACUUUUAGAAUGUGAAAGUGAAAGAGUAGAUUUAUAGUAAAACAAAGGACUUAAAUAUUGAUCUGUUUCUCACCCACACCUAUUAUAUAGCUUCUGAAGACAUCGAUUUAACCACUGGCGUCGUAUGGAUUACUUUUAUGCUGCCUUUAUGUGCUUUUUGGACCUUCAUAGUUCUCGUUACCAUUAGGGAUGUGCGCUAGGACUAAUUUGACUGUCGUUUAAACGGAAGUUUUGUAACCGACAGGUCUAAAGAGAAACCAACCUUCAGAAAACAGUAAAAAAAGAAGUGUUUAUGCGACCCAUUUAAAAUACUUAAUCUAUUCCAAAUCCGAUGCUAAAUUCCACUGAAAAGGGGCAUUUAUCUGCGACGUCCUCGCCUUGAAUUAUGAUCAUUGUACAUUAAAUAUAGAACAUGACAUGCAUUCACUGAAUCAACAUUAGCGAAUAUUUAACAGACGUAUUUAUUGAAAACAAUUGAAUGAAUAGUGCAGGAUCAAUGGAACAACCAUUAAAAGUCUGUUCUAAACGGAAAUCACGGAAUUGGGCAAUUGUUUAUUAAUUUUUUGUUAUCUCUUAGAUCAAAAACUAAUGUUAACGGAAAGUAAAAGUUACUUAACAUAUUAAAACAGUCAGGACAUAAUUGAAAAUAAUUAACAGGUAAGCCAAAUCUACGAGAGAGAAAAAAAUGCGCUGAAAAGUUGCGCGUAUUUCACGACGUGCAGUCAUGCAUAAACCAUUGAUCUAAUGUGACAGCUGUUCGGUAAAGAACGUUAACCAAUAACAGUUACGAUGUAAAAAAAAAAUAGCUAUAGGAUAGAAAAAAUAGGCCUGUGAUAUAGCCUACAAUAAACCUAAUGUAUUCUAAACAUGACUUGCACACAGAAUAAAAUAUAGUUUAAACCAUUCAGCAGUAGGCACCUCGUUGAAAAUAGCCUUCUUAAUCAGCAGAUUAAAAAAUGGCAUACCUAGCCUAUUUUCUAGACUACUUACUCAAAAGCAUAAUUUUUUGGAUGAGCAAAAUUAACCCAUCGACAUGGUCCGGUGAAAGACGGGACUUGACUCACCUGAGGCAUCUAUCCUACGCUUGAUAAAGCCCAGCUCAGUGGAAAAAUAACGUACAAGCAUGCACAGAUGUAAAGAAGACUCAAAUGUGAAAACAUCCUUAGGGACUUUCAAACAUUUGGAAAGCCAAUUCCCGCACCACCGAAGUGAUUUCAUAACUACUUUGCUGAGUUUGCUUGUCUAGUGAGAGGACGUUUUCCUGCGCGCGCAGUGAGUGAGAGAGGGAAGAAGCACGCGCAGCCUGAGGUGAAAUUAAACUCUGUAUCUGCUCCAGAUAUCCUCUUUUUAAAUAAUAUUUGUAUUAUUAAUUCUAUUUAAAAUAUGUAACAUUAAUAUGACAGUAAUUUAAGUGCAGCUUCUGUAAAAAUAUAAAGCCAAACGUAAAUGUGUGAAAAUUAUUAUCAGUUUAAUGGGGGGAAAUAUUAACCGACUAGUAAUUCCAGUGUCGACUAGCAGCAUCAGAACCGUUUAGUCAUCUAGUGGACUAGUCUUACACAUCCCUAGUUACCAUUCACUUGCAUUGUAUGGACUUAGAGCGGAAAUAUUUUUUCUAAAAAUCUCAGUUUGUGCUCUUCAGAAGACAGAAAUUCACAUCUAGGAUGGCAUGAGGGUGAAUAAAAUAUUAGAUCAUUUUCAUUUUUUGGUGAACUAUCCCUUUAAACCUCUUACUACCACACACCUGAGAGGAUAGUAUUAUCUUUUACCUGUUAGAAUUUCAGCUCUGUAUACACAUUGAUGAGAAAUUAGAGAACAUCAGUUUUAGGGGGCAAUUUUUAAAUGUUCUUACUCCUCUUUCAUUGUGAGUAAAUCAUUAUUUCUGAAUGACCAUGAAAGGAAACUUUGCUUGUUGUAAUUAUUGAUUUGUCUACCUUCAAUAAUGUAUUUUGGGACAUCCUAGGAUGUAAGGUCACAGUGAAAAUCAGGCAAACAUGCAAGGUGAUCAGCAGGGGACAGAUGUAACACUGUGUUACAACUGUACUCGUCCCAUAAGAAACAUGGUUGCCAAUGUUUAGUGUUUUUUUUUUGUUGUUGUUUUUUCUCCAUUCAGUUAGAAAGCUUAGAUAAGUGAGCAAAAGAUAGAUACACUGCCUGGCCAAAAAAUAAAUAAAUAAAUAAAUAUUUUGUUGGGCCGCUUUUAGCUUUGAUUACAGCGCGUAUUUGUCGUGGCAUUGUUCCGACACACUUAUGCAACGUCACAACAUUUAUUUCCAUCCAGAGUUGCAUUAAUUUUUGGCCGAGAUCUUGUAUUGAUGAUAGUCAAUCCACUCCGUAAAGUCUUCUCUAGCACAUCCUAAAGACUUUUAAUGGGUUUAAGGUCAGGACGGUCGUCCUGGAAUAUGCCCAUGCUGUCAGGGAAGAAAAAAUCCAUUGACGGGAUAACCUGGUCAUUCAGUACAUUUAGGUAGUCAGCUGACUUCAUUGUAUUGCCAUAUAACAUUGCUGAGUCUAGACCUGACCAAUUGAAGCAACACCAGAUCACGACAUUGCCUCCAGAGUCUUGUACAGUGGGCACUACACAUGACGGGUGCAUCGCUUCAUGCACUUCCCAUUCUUACCCUGAUGCACCCAUCGCUUUGGAAUAGGGUAAAUCUGGACUCCACAUGACCUUUUUCCAUUGCUCCACAGUCCAAUCUUUAUGCUCCCUAGCAAAUUGAAGACGUUUUUUCCAAUUAGCCUCACUAACAAAUGGCUUUCUUGUGGCCACACAGCUGUUUAGUCCCAAUCCUGUAAGUUCUCGUCGCAUUGUGUGUGUGGAAAUGCUCUUUCACUAUUACACACAGCCGUGAGUUCUACUGUCGAUUUUGUACAAUGUGAUUUCAAGCGUUUUAGUGAUCUCUGAUUCAAGAUUUUUUUCCGACCACAUUUCUUCUGUGAAGCUGACGGUUCACCACUAUCCUUCCAGGUUUUAAUAAUGUGUUGGACAGUUCUUAACCCAAUUCCAGUGAUUUCAGUAAUCUCCUUAGCCGUUUUCUUUGCUUGAUGCAGGCCAAUAAUUUGCCUCUUCUGAUACACAUUAACAUCUUUUCCAAGCCCACGGGAUACGUCUUCCGACAUGGUUGAUUAAGAAAUGAGAAGCUACACACUGCAUCAGUUAGGGUUAAAAGAAUUGUUGCCAGCUGAAACAUAUUUAAUCACUGCAAUAAUGAUCCAAUCAUAGGCUCUUAAGUGUCUGCUUAUUUAAAUCCAAACUGCAAUUCUUUUUUUGUUUUUGUUUUUUGGCCAGGCAGUGUAGAUAGAUAUAAUUAUGCUGUGUAAAUGUAUGAUUGUAAAUGAGUAUUUUGGUUUGUUUGCAUGUAUGUUCAUAUCACAGGAUGCCCAGCUGAUGUGUUAGAAUUGAUACAUAUGCAAGCAUUAGAAAUAUUUGAAAAUAAUCACAGAGUAUAAAAUGUGUCAGUAUAUUUAACUUAAGUUAUGCAUAAUGCCUUAUUUAGCACAUUAACUGUCUCGGGGAAGUGUUACAACAGCAAAACAAAAGCGCUCCUUGUCUUCAAAAAUGUAUCGUAGUAAAUAGGAACAAUGUAUGCAGGUUGUUGGCAUUUAUUUUGUUAGUAGACAAUUAAAGGUCUCUCAUUUGAAAAAAAAAAAAAUGCAUGUUUUUUUUUUCUGCUCUGUAUUUGUGCAGUACAGCAUAAAAGCAAAAAGUGUACUUAGUGUGCCCUAUUAUCCAAGAAGUCUGAAUACCUGAAACCCUCAUAAUUUGGCCUUCAAAGCAAGUGUAGUACUUUGACCUUCAAAUAUGCAGCCCAGGAAAGCCUUCAAGUUUCCUCUGAAAUUAGUACCACUUUAACACUUGGGUUCUGGGUUCCGGUCACGUGGCCAUGAAAUUCACAAGGGGUCUCUCUUUGGCUCUGCAAAGCCUCGGCGCAAUGCAUCCGAACUGUGCCGGUCCAAAGGGGGCAGAUGUGAGAUCCCGAGAGAGACGGGGACAACAAUUUAGAAAAGAAGGGAAAUCAGCCACAGGGAUUCCCGGUCCUGGUCAGGGAUGGCUUUGAAAAGGCACUCUUUCACAUAGCUGUCACAGGGGAAUCCACGGAUGUUGCCCAUAGCGCAACUGUAGAUGUGCGAGUGAAGAGACUUCUGCCGAUCUCGAGUCUGAACAAGUGAACCCUGGAUUAAAGUGACUGAUAUCUUUUGGGAAAAUAUGGUGUAAAGUACUGCACUCCAGUAGCGCCACUCACGUGCACGCCACUGCGAGCCAGAGAAGAGCGCUAUGCGGCAGCGGACAGCGCGCGACAGCAGAGGCACAGGCAUUUGCGCAGGAAAGGGGGUCGAUAUUAACAGGGGUGUCAAGUUCUACACAGAUAUGCCAACACAACAACUGUUAAAAAAGUUGAAAAACACUAUGACUCUUCAGACCAGAAAAUACAAGUUAUGGUUCAUCAAAAGCAAGAUCUGCAAGUUAAGCUUCCAGUGCAGAAGAUGACGUGGAAUAAAUAAGCUACCUGCUUGGAGUUUCUUCAAUUUUCUGUGCAACGAGUAUGCUACCGAAAGAACAACACAGUGAAGGCAAGGCAGCCAAAACCCCCCACUAUGAAAAAAAAGUAAAGUCAAUGGAGAAGGAAAAGGAGGAGGUUGUGUACGUGGACCCACCAGAUGGCGGUUGGGGUUGGAUGGUGGUUCUGCAUUGUUUCCUGGUGAAUGUGUUGGUAAUGGGCACACUGAAGAGCUUCGGGAUCUUCUUUGUGGCACUGCAGGAUGAGUUUGGAAGCUCGUCAGAGAGCAUCAGCUGGAUUGGAUCUAUUAUGUCCAGCCUCAGGCUCUCCGGAGGUCCGUUGGCUUCAGUGGCCUGUGCCAAGCUGGGCAACAGGGUUACCUCUCUACUGGGGGCAGUUCUCGUCAGCACCGGCUUUCUCACCAGCAUAUUUGCUAACAGCGUGGUGUACCUUUACAUUAGCAUGGGGCUGAUUGUAGGUCUUGGGUUUGCUCUUCUUUAUCAGGCCACAUCUGUUGUAAUAGUGACGUAUUUCCGAAAGAGGCUGGCAACUGCAUAUUCUAUUGGACGCUCUGGCAUGGGUCUGACCUUUGCCCUUGCUCCUUUCACUCAACUGCUUUUGGAUCAGUAUGCUUGGCAGGGAGCUCUGUUGAUUUUGGGUGGUCUGAUGCUGAACCUGGUGGCCUCUGGGAUGCUUCUGCGGCCCAUUAAUAUUAGACCUGCAGACUCUCCCACCUUAAACUCCAGCCUUCAUAAAGGCUCUCCUGGAACUGACAAAGACCCUCUUAAGAACAGCCUGAAUGGCAACACAUCUGUGUCCAAUGGCAUCUCCAAAAUGGACAGCACACCCUCCAUUCAGAGGGAUACCCUUAUCAUAGAGAACCCAGCACAUGGGCAGAACAUUCCCCCACAUUUGGAACUAACCAAACCCAUCCAGAAUGGGGUAAAUGGAACAGAUAGCAGCCAAAUUAACUCGUUCCCAGGGAUGAACUGGGUUUCUCCUGUGGAUACUUUACUUGAGAAGACCAGAACAGAAAAUCUCCCUGUAAAUCCCCAAAAAGUGUUUGACUUCUCGCUGUUGAAGAACCCUUUCUUUUGCAUCUACACCUGGUCGGUGAUCUUCAGUCAGCUGGCCUAUUUUAUCCCUUACUUCCAUUUGUCUGCAAGGGCCCGGAACUUGGGCAUCGACCCCAUGGAUGCUUCCUUCAUUAUCUCUGUGGCUGGUAUAACAGAGACAGUGGCCCAGCUCGCAUCUGGCUGGGUGACCGACAGGAAUCUGAUUCACAAAUAUCACUACCAUAAGGCCUACCUCAUCCUGUGCGGUGUUGUUAAUCUUCUGUCCCCUUUGGCCACUUCCUACAUUUUGCUCAUGGUCUACGCUGUCUUCUUUGCCAUCUUCUGUGGGGGGUACAUGGCCCUCAUACUUCCUGUGCUGGUGGACUUGGUGGGUUCUGAAAAGCUGAACAACUCGAUGGGUUUCUCCAUGUUCUUUGUGGGGCUUGGCUGUCUAACAGGUCCUCCUCUGGCAGGCUUCCUGUAUGACUACACUCAGACCUACGACUGCUCCUUCUAUCUAGCAGGUGUGUGUUACCUGUUAUCAUCAGUUUCUCUUUUCCUGGAGCCUGUGGCGAGACGCUGGCAAGCCAGAAAGAAACGACUGGAGACUCUGAAUGAAGAGUUGAUUAGGAGUAAUGGCUGUUUCUGCCCAAUACCUCAGAGAAAUGGUGUCGUAUAAGAAAAGGAAUGAACUCUAAGCCAUCUCAGUUUCCAUCACCCUCCGAGGACUGAACGGAAAAGGACCUGACCUGAACUUUUUGCUGGACCACAGCAUGGCAAAAAUGUAUGUUCAUUUGAAUGCAGAGAUUUCUUUAUGACCAACACUAUAUUAAACAAAAUGUUCACCCACAAAUAAAAAUUCUCUCAUUUACUCAUCUUCAUGCCAUCCCAGAUGUGUAUGACUUUCUUUGUUCGGCAGAACACAAAGAAGAUUUUUAGAAGAAUAUCUCAGCUCUGUAGGUCCACACAAUGCAAGUAAAUGGUGGACAAAACUUUGAAGCUCCAAAAAACACAUAAAGGCAGCAUUAAUCUAAUACAUAUUGUUUUAAUCCAUGUCUUCUGAAGCGAUCCAAUCGGUUUUGGGUGAGAACAGGCCGAAAUAUAACUCCUUUUUCCCUAUAAAUCUUGACAUCAGCAGUCUUGGCCAUCAUGAUUUCAAGCUUGAUUGCACUUCCUAGCACCAUCUAGCGCUCUGAGACUGCAGAUGUAAAGAUUUAUAGUGAAAAAGGAGUUACAUUUUGGUCUGUUCUCACCAAAAACCAAUUGAUCGCUUGAGAAGAAGACAUGGAUUAAACCACUGAAGUCUUAUGGAUUACUUUUAUGCUGCCUUUAUGUGCUUUUUGGAGCUUCACAUUUUUGGUCAUCAUUCACUUGCACAAUUUCACUGUCGAUCUACAAAGCUAUUGUUCUAAAUAGAUUUUCUUCUAAAAAAAUAUUUUUUGUGUGUUGAGCUGAAUAAAGAAAGUCAUGCACAUCUGGGAUGGCAUGAGGAUGAGUGAAUUUAAUUUUUUUUAUAUAUAAAUCAAAUUGACUUCUCAUGUCAAAGCACAAUGUUAAGCAUCCCUCGCUGCCACUCUUGUGUUUUCCUCAUCUUUAAAGUCAAUCAGACCAGCAAGAACAAAGUGAGGAGACUUUGUUACCAUUGGAGCAUUUGAGUUCUUUCACAGUUUAAUUUCAGCACAUAAUCAGUCUAACAUGGAUCUUUCUUCAGAAAAAUACUCAGAUGCUUCCACUGUGAUGAUGGUAUAUCCCAGACCACAGAAGACAUUAAGCCACAGCCACAAUAAAAAAAUGUAUGAAUGUCUUUGCAUUAUGUAACAAUAUAAAAACCAAGUUGUGCUUAUUUUAAAAGAAAUAUAGCACAAACACAUUUAUCAAGCAAACAUUUCACAAAAAAGUUCAAAUUAUCAAUCAAUAUAAAUGUAUUGCUCAAAAUGAAAAAAGUAUUUGGACACUUUCUGGAUGUCAAAUAUUAUUUUCACCUGUGUGAACUUAAGGGGAGCUGACUUAAUACAUCCACCAAAAUCACUUUGGGACCAGUUAACCAGUAAAAUGAUUCACACAAGUUGGUUCUAAGAAAAGAACUAGCAUUUAGAUGCCAUUUGGUUUGAUAUUUUGUUAUCCAUUGCAAAGAAAUGCAUACAUUUAAAAUGUAAAGUAAGUCUCCAAAAGUGCCCAACUAUUUUUGGGACCACUCUAUACUAGAACUUAAUAAGGAGAAAGUUGCAUGUGUUCAUUUACAAAAAACAUAUUUUGUCAAAUGGUGGUAAUAAGCCCAUAAAGAUGGCUGCAGGGCUGUCACAUGAGGGUGCUUCCUUUGUCCAAAUUUAAUGCCUAUAUAUUAACUGUUCAUUUUGAGGUGGGGUAAAAUGACUGACAGCAACAUGGACAAACAUGUAUUGAUGGAUAAAAUUUUUGGCAUUAGUGCCCCAAUUGGAAGAUGUUUUGGAUCUCAAUAUUCCAGACCUAGGCUUUUUCUUUUUUCUUGCUGGUGCCAAAUCAGUCAUACUGCUGUUCACUACUGACAACAACCAAGAAAUUUGCAGCUGCAUUCAGUUGCAAAAAUUAGGACAGUUAACUUGUGGGUUCACAUGUUGUGUACCUGUACUGGAGGCCCUGAUGGUGAGAGUUUAUAUGGGGAAUUAUUUUAUAUAGUUUCCUAUAUUUCUGUCAGUUUAAUUUUUACAUUUUGGUACAACUCAAUAUCCUACAGUGCAACUACAGUAUGUUUAUCACCACUAUUUGCCUUUGAACACAAUGACAGUGUUAACUAUCCUGUAAUGAGAGUCAAAGAUGGAACAGUGAUAUCGGCCUAAUUAAUGAAUCUAUGCAUUACUGCAUUUGAACUUGCAGACAUAUACACUAGUUUCAGCUCACACGUUGCAGUUCUGCCUGGUGGUGAGGUUCUAUGUUAGCUACUGCUCUCUAGCGGCACAAUGUACUGCCAUUGGAAUGCUGUACCAGUUAACACUGUAAUUGUCCAGUUCUGGAAUAUCCAGUUCUUUCCUUUCAUCAGCAAAGUCAUAAUUUUAUAAUGAGAGUGAGCAAAACACGCACAAAUGCAACAAUUUAACAAAAUGGAAAACAUUCUUGGAAAGCGUCUAAUAGAAACAUCACAAAGAAUGAGUAAGGCAUGCUCUGGGCAUUGAAAUAAUUGUUACCUUAAAUUGUUUUCAAGAUUUGUGAUGCAUCCAGAAAGCUUUUCAUUAUUAUCACUUUUGAUUUAUCAAUAAAGACAGGGUUCUUUGGAGAAAUGGUUUAGAAGUAAACUUGUAUUUCAGUAAUUUUUUAUUAAGUCAAAUGUUUGUAAACUCAAAAGCUAGCCUUAAGACAAUUAAGGGGACAUAAUAACAUCCUCUUAAUGUCAGUGACAGAGAUCACACCAGCUAUAAUGUACUGUUAUCAAAUUUAAUCGUUUAUGUUUUUACUUUUGUUGAAGGUUUUGGAUUAUUUUUGUUGACAACUCUCACAAUUGUCAAGUUUUUCCACAACUGCAAUUAAAGCAAGCAGUGUAUUUGAAAGUCAUCCUGUAAAGCUUUUUUUAAUUCCUGGGAGAUGUUCUCUUGGCUAUAAAGGGCAAAGUGUAAGAACACCAUGUCUGUCUCUAUUACACCAUGUCUAUGUCUAUCUCACCAUGUCUGAACUCCAUUAAUUAUCUUAAAUAUUGAAAGAAAA